AAAAUAAAAAAAAUAAAUAUCAUAACUCCACCCUAUGUUAUCUCGAGGAGAUACAGAGCAUAGCCCAAAGCUUAUCUUUUUGGCGGCAGCAAUUUGAAGAACACAUUACAGUUGCUUUUAAUAGCAAUCAAAUUCCCAAUUUUUUCCAUGGCAGUCUGUACUUCUUUUCUACCCAUCAUCUCUUUCAGUCCAAUCUCUUCGUCUACAUCUUCAUCUUCAUCAUCAUCAUCAUUGCUAUUUUUGGGUCCUUCUCCUGUAAAAACCCAUCAUCAAGGUAGCUUAAUAAUGAGUCAGCGGAGCUCAUUUAGACGAUUGUUUAUCAACUGUUCGGCUUCAUCUGACAUGGGUUCCCCCCCAGACCCCAUGAACUUCAGGCAUAAUCACAUGUCAUCAAUGGCUCCCUUUGGAAUGCAAAUGAAUGACAAACCAUCUUAUAAAUGGCAAAGGGUUUUGCUUAAAGUAAGCGGAGAAGCACUUGCAGGAGAUCACUCUCAAAAUAUUGACCCAAAGAUUACAAUGGCUAUUGCAAGGGAGGUUGCAUCAGUGACUCGCCUGGGCAUUGAGGUUGCAAUAGUGGUUGGUGGGGGUAAUAUUUUCCGUGGAUCAUCUUGGGCAGGAUGUAGUGGGCUUGACCGUUCAUCUGCUGAUUACAUUGGAAUGUUAGCAACUGUAAUGAAUGCUAUAUUUCUUCAAGCAACAAUGGAGAGUAUUGGCAUCCCAACACGUGUUCAGACUGCAUUUCGUAUGUCAGAGGUUGCAGAGCCAUAUAUACGUCGAAGGGCUGUGAGGCAUUUGGAGAAAGGAAGGGUCGUCAUCUUUGCAGCUGGAACUGGUAAUCCGUUCUUCACCACAGAUACUGCUGCAGCCCUUCGUUGUGCAGAAAUCAACGCAGAGGUUGUGCUGAAAGCCACAAAUGUUGAUGGGGUUUAUGAUGAUGAUCCUAGGCGUAAUCCAAAUGCCCGUCUUCAUGAUACACUAACUUAUAAUGAGGUGACUUCAAAAGAUCUUUCAGUGAUGGACAUGACUGCCAUUACUCUGUGCCAAGAAAAUAACAUUCCUGUUGUUGUCUUCAAUUUAAACAAACCGGGUAACAUCUCAAAAGCAAUAAAGGGUGAGAGAGUUGGUACAUUGAUUGGAGGAACAUGGAAUUCAACAGUGGCGAGGACAUAAAGAAGAUACUUGGUGCAGUUACCUAUCAGUGUAGUGGCUUCUCCCUACUUUGCUUUUCCUUUUUGAAAAAGAAAGUAUUGGAUGGUAAUUCAUUGCUCAAGCAUAAUGAGAGGUUUUGAAGAGGAAGUUUCCUGGAGCUCACAUUUGAAAAACCCAAAAUGAAAGCAUGAAGCGUGAAAUCCAUUCCACUCUUUGACAGAUUAAGAUAAUAUCACUGCUGAUUUUUUUACAUAAAAUUGGUGGAAUUUUGCCUUGUUUGAACAUUGUAGCAAUGUCAAUCAAACAGUAAUUCUUCAAUGACUUUGAUAUGUUAAGUUUAAUGUUUAAUGUUAGUGGUAAGCAGUCGCAAAGGACA
Molecule: messenger RNA, 1525 nt
Organism: Theobroma cacao (cacao)
Lineage: Eukaryota; Viridiplantae; Streptophyta; Magnoliopsida; Malvales; Malvaceae
Product: Amino acid kinase family protein
Biological process (GO): UDP biosynthetic process
Cellular component (GO): cytoplasm
Molecular function (GO): UMP kinase activity
Source: RefSeq, a predicted model, not a curated record